Oldenlandia corymbosa var. corymbosa is the source of this 1077-nucleotide messenger RNA. Lineage: Eukaryota; Viridiplantae; Streptophyta; Magnoliopsida; Gentianales; Rubiaceae. The record is from the annotation of a GenBank genome assembly.
AUGGCUCAUGGUGGGACGAACUUUGGUUUUUAUAACGGUGCAAAUACUGGUGCCAAUGAGUUAGACUAUGAGCCUGAUCUUACAUCGUAUGACUAUGAUGCACCUAUCAGAGAAUCUGGUGAUGUGGACAAUGCUAAGUACGAAGCUCUUCGAGAUGUUAUUUUGAGAUACAGUUGGCCAACAAAAACAACGGUUCCUCCUGAUAACAAAAAGGCAGCAUAUGGGCAUAUUAGGCUACAUAAAGCAACUUUGCUCUUUGACAUCAUUGAUAAUGAUAGCUCCUUUUCGGUGGUUGAAUCUGAAAACCCACUGUCAAUGGAAUCUGUUGGUCAGAUGUUUGGCUUUUUGCUGUAUGUGUCUGAAUAUACAUCAAAAGGCGAUAAUAGCACUUUGUCCAUACCAAAGGUGCAUGACAGAGCCCAGGUUUUUGUAUCAUGUGCUUCUUCUGAUGAUGAUAGAGGGAAAAGGCCAACUUAUGUCGGCACCAUAGCAAGGUGGUCAAACAGACCCAUUCACCUUCCUCAUAGUAAAUGCGCUUCUCACCCUAAGAUUUAUAUUUUGGUGGAAAACAUGGGUCGUGUGAAUUAUGGACGGUACAUGUUUGACCGGAAGGGCAUCUUAUCUCCUGUUUAUGUGGAUGGAAGACCUAUUUACAAGUGGAAAAUGUUCUCCAUUCCUUUUCCCAACCUAAAUGAGGGUCAAAAUACUAAUGUCCUUCCAGAUGUUUAUUCUAAUUUCUUUGAAGCAUCUUCGCACUGGAUUUUGAAACAUAAAAACUGGGUUAGUUUGGAACCAACUUUGUACAGGGGUCAGUUCACCAUUGACCAAGUCAGGGACACAUAUAUCUCUUUCAAUGGCUGGAGCAAGGGUGUCGCUUUUGUGAAUGGUUUUAAUAUUGGUCGAUAUUGGCCGUCUGUUGGACCACAAUGUAGCUUGUAUGUCCCGGCUCCAAUACUGCAAGAAGGAGAAAAUAUUCUGGUCAUGCUUGAGUUGGAAUCUGCUAGCAAUGAUCCUUAUGUCAGCUCAAAUGAUCAACCGGACUUCACAUGCAUGUCAACUGGGGCAAAAUUGAACUAA